AUGCUCUCCUGCAGAUUCGACAGUACUCCAUUCAUUAUUAUUAGUAGCAUGGGUAUGGGCUGCCUAGUAGCCAUCAUAUGGCCCAGUGACAAUAUGUUAAUGCGGGGUAUAAUGGCGACGAUCCUCCGCCGGAGCUUGUCUUUGGCGGGAAUCACUGCAGAACUCGGGGAAGUCGGAUGCUGUUUGUCUUACUCUGAUGUUGUCGCUUCGCUUGGCAAAGUGUUACGGCGGCUAGGAAUUAUCCUAUUGCUGCAUAUUCUAUUGACAAGUCUGGGGCAUCGUCAGUUUGGCCCUCCUAGUGUGGAUACGGAGAAGGACCACCGGGGAAAUGGCUCGAUAGUCAGUUCCGUAGAGGCACGAAUAUAUAAACCCAGAGCUGCACAACAGUUCAGUCAAUUGCAAAGCUUCACAGAAAAGAUGAAAAGCCUCACGACGAUCUGCGCGGGCAUCCUUGCCCUCCUCACUCCUACCAUGGCCCUCCCCCAGCCGCUCCCUCUAGAUCUCCACACAGCUGACCCAACCAAAGUGGGCUACCUGGACUUCUACUGGAAGACGGAAGAUGAGAGCGUCUACCUCGCAUUGAGUAACAAUAGUAAUCCACUCGACUUCCGGCCGAUCAACGGUGGGAAGCCCGUCGUCUCCCCGACCCUGGGCACAAAGGCCGUCCGGGAUGUCUCCAUCGUGGAGGGCGUAGGCCGCGACAAGGGAAAGUACUGGCUGAUCGGAACGGAUCUGGAUAUUGACACUACCAACUGGGACAAAGCAACUCGGACCGGAUCGCGGGCCAUCUUCAUCUGGGAGAGCAGGGAUCUGAUCCAUUGGACUAACGAGCGACUUGUGACGGUCGAGGAUGAGACUGCCGGCAUGGUUUGGGCGCCGGAUGCAAUCUGGGAUCCGAAAGCCGGUAUGUCGCAGUGUGCAUCCGGUCAAUUGAACAUGACUAACAGCUACGCGGCAAACGAUCCUAACCACACUGGCAAUCCCACCACCACGGAUAUCAUCCGCUACGCUCACACCAGUGACUUCAAGACCUUCACCAAGCCGCAGACCUACAUUGACCACGAGACGAGCACGAUCAUCGACCUCAGCAUCCUCCGCGUCGACGACAACACCUUCGUCCGCUUCUACGUCAGCGGCAAGGUUUCCGGCCCCGUGGUCGAAGUGAGCCGCAACGGACUGUUCGGUGACUGGGUCACCCCUUCAGGCACCAUCCAGGACAGCACACACUUUGAAGGUCCGUAUCCCUUCUGGGACAAUGUGCAACCCGGCAAGGCGUAUCUGCUUUGCGAUAAGGUCGGCAGCGUCACUGGUUUGUCGCCAUGGGUGUCGACGGAUGUGACUUCGGGAACGUUUACGCCUGCUUCGGGUGGUAAUCUGGGGGCAUUGAGACAUGGCUCGGUGCUGUCCGUGACCAAGCAGCAGUACGAUGCCUUGGCUGCGCUAGGCUAG
Aspergillus fumigatus Af293 is the source of this 1449-nucleotide messenger RNA. RefSeq names its product putative arabinosidase. The transcript is spliced from 3 exons. Bases 1 to 1449 code for a protein of 482 amino acids. The record is from RefSeq and is a predicted model, not a curated record. Lineage: Eukaryota; Fungi; Ascomycota; Eurotiomycetes; Eurotiales; Aspergillaceae.